Messenger RNA from Schistocerca gregaria, 924 nucleotides. RefSeq names its product cuticle protein 19-like. The record is from RefSeq and is a predicted model, not a curated record. Lineage: Eukaryota; Metazoa; Arthropoda; Insecta; Orthoptera; Acrididae. The transcript has 4 exons. Gene Ontology annotation, cellular component: extracellular matrix. The coding region runs from base 56 to 502 and encodes 148 amino acids.
ACUGGCACCAGUUACACCUUAAGUGUGCGCCGAGUACCUGAACUCACAAGCAGACAUGAUCCGUGGGCAGAUAUUGGCAGCACUGUUGCUGUUGGGGAUUGCUGCCACGUGCCAGCAGGCGCUGUGCGGCCACGCCCACUCGUACGCCCACCAGACGGGUCCCGUGGUGGGUCCCGCCCACCCAGUCACCGUGGGACACGCCGGCUAUGGGGGAUACGGACACGGACACGGAGGACACAGUGUGGACUACGUGGCGUACCCGAAGUACGAGUUCGAGUACGGGGUGUCUGACGGCCACACAGGGGACCACCACUCCCAGAAGGAGCACCGCGACGGAGACGUGGUGACGGGCGAGUACUCGCUCAAGGAGGCGGACGGCAGCGUGCGCACCGUCAAGUACCACGCAGACAAGUCCGGCUUCCACCCCGUCGUGCACCACUCGCAUUACGGCUACGUCGCUUCACCUGAAACAGGAUUCCGACGAGGUUACGGACACUACUGAGGGUGCCUCUCCUGCAGCAGCUGGAGCCCAGAUUGCAGUACCUGCCACGUCUCCUCACGCCCUUAGUGUUAAGCUUCUGUUGAUCUCGUAAAACGAACAUCGUAAGCACGCUGUCAUAGCAUCUCAAGUGCAGUAUUGCAAACUUUAACAUUCCUUUGUUAUUUCCUUGAAACCAGUUCCCCCAUUUCACGACAUGUGAUUAUAAUGUAGCCAAGUUCCUAUUAGUGAGAUGAAUGUUCACUCCAUACGAACCCUGCUGCACCAUGCCACGUCGGAAGAAACUGCAUUGUCAAACAUUUUCCUUCAUUCAGUGUAAGUGCAGUCUGUACCUUUAUUUUUAUGUUGGUUGUAUAUGAAUACUUUUGUACUGUUGAUUAUAAUUUAGAAGAAAACAAUAAAAAUUCACUCUUGCAGAAACAAGA